AUGCUCUCCUACCUCAGCAAGCUGCUGCCGCGGCUAGAGCACGCGCCAGGCAUCGCAGCCGCGGCGGGGACAGCCGGCGCCGCGACUUUCGUUGCGUCGCAGCUGCCGUCGCAGCUGCACAUCUCGGCGAUCCCAGUCUCUAUCGUGCUCGGCGCUGCAGCCGGCAACGCGGCGCCGUCGGCGGUGACUGCGGCGAUUAAGCCGGGCCUGUCCUACGCCACGUCCAACAUCCUGCGCACCGGCAUCGUCUGCGUCGGAGCCAAGCUCUCCGCGGCCCAGAUCCUCGCUCUCGGCUGGACGACUGUGCCCGCAGCGGCGUGCUCAGUCGGCGCCGGAGUGACUAUAAUCCCGAUGCUCGCGGCGCGCUUCGGCCUGGCGCCGCGCCUCGGCGCUCUCCUCGCGUGCGGCACCUCGAUCUGCGGCGUCACCGCCAUCUCCGCCGUCGCACCCGCCAUCGCCGCCACGCAAGCCGAGGUCGCCAUCGCCGUCGCCAACGUCGUCGCCUUCGGCAGCGUCGGCAUGCUAGUCUACCCGCACGUCGCCGCCGCCCUCUUCCCGCCCUCCGACUCACGCGCGAUCGGGCUGUUUCUCGGCCUCGCCGUCCACGACACGGCGCAGGUUGUCGGCGCGGCGGCUGUGGCGAAGCUGACGCGAAACGUCUUCCUCGCCGCCGUCGUGCCGCUGAUGGCGGUCCGGCAUGCAGCAGGCGCCACGGGCGGCGGCGUGACCGCAAAGACAUUCGCCGCGGCGGUGCCCGCGUUCGUCGGCGGGUUCCUGGCCAUGGCGGCAGUCCGGACGCUUGGCGACGCGCAGCUGGCUGCAGUCCGGACGCUCGGCGACGCGCAGCUGGCUGCAGUCCGGACGCUUGGCGACGCGCAGCUGGCGAACGGUGGCAGCGCGCUCUUCGCGUUCGACAGUGCGCAGUGGAAGGGCGGGGCCGAUUGGCUGGGUGCUGAACAAAGGUCCUCCUCUCCACCGGACUCGCGGCCGUCGGGCUUUCCGUCAACUUCGCCGCUUUCCCACGGCGCCGGUCUCGCGCCCUUUGCCGUCGGGGCGGCGGGAGCGUCGGUCGUCGGCGGCGUCGGCCUGAGUGUGGCGCUUCUUAUGGCGAGCUUGGCGCCGGCGGUGCCGGCGUGA
Molecule: messenger RNA, 1137 nt
Organism: Emiliania huxleyi CCMP1516
Lineage: Eukaryota; Haptophyta; Isochrysidales; Noelaerhabdaceae
Exons: 6
Coding region: 1-1137 (378 amino acids)
Cellular component (GO): plasma membrane
Source: RefSeq, a predicted model, not a curated record